AGGCACGUGAUUUGGACCUGACACUUCGGAACCGAGAUUGGAUGCAUCCAUGAGGUCUGGAGGUAAAGUCAAUCUUCGCCAGAGUACUCAAGGACAGGACUGGCAAGCAUGUCAGGGGCCAAGCCAGAUGAGGAGGUGAUGGAUCAGAUCAAGAAGAGACUUCUUGAGACGGGAGAUUGGGAACGCAUAUCUCGCGCCUUGCGUGCACAGCUCGAAGAGGCAGGAUGGGAGGACGAACUGAAGGACUUGGCUAAAGAACGUGUCCGAGCCCAGUCGACACCGAGUCUUCAGGCAUUGCUCGAGGAGAUCUCCGCUCAAGCCAACAAAAUGAUCCCACCGCACAUCCAGAAAGCAGUGCAGCAAGAAAUCGAAGCUGCUUUGGAGAGAGAAGUCGAGCCAGCUUAAAGCACGGGAAACCCACAUUGUUGUAUGUAGCAUAUUCUUCUUUCGGA
Molecule: messenger RNA, 452 nt
Organism: Kockovaella imperatae
Lineage: Eukaryota; Fungi; Basidiomycota; Tremellomycetes; Tremellales; Cuniculitremaceae
Product: transcription factor e(y)2-domain-containing protein
Exons: 4
Coding region: 109-405 (98 amino acids)
Biological process (GO): positive regulation of DNA-templated transcription; regulation of transcription by RNA polymerase II; poly(A)+ mRNA export from nucleus
Cellular component (GO): SAGA complex; nuclear pore; DUBm complex
Molecular function (GO): transcription coactivator activity; chromatin binding
Source: RefSeq, a predicted model, not a curated record